Messenger RNA from Cuscuta campestris, 979 nucleotides. NCBI's taxonomy places the organism in Eukaryota, Viridiplantae, Streptophyta, Magnoliopsida, Solanales, Convolvulaceae. The record is from the annotation of a GenBank genome assembly.
GCAUUGAAAAGCCUGAAACUGAUCAAACUCAAAACCCGAAUUGUACGGUUACACUCCAUCAUAACUCCGAGCUGCGAAGAGAAAUUAAUCGGAUCGCAUCUUGUUGGAUAUCCAUCCGCCUCUCCCGGAUCAAUCACUACCUUUACCUGGAAGGAUCAUAGAUGGCGGAAUCCAAACCGGCAAUGAGGAAACCGGUUUUCACCAAGGUGGAUCAGAUGAGACCUGGAACGAACGGGCACAACCUUGUGGUCAAGGUUGUAAGCUCGAAUAUGGUGUUACAGAAGGCGAGGCCAGAUGGGGCCCCGGUUCGUCCAAUGCGCAUUGCUGAGUCUCUGGUGGGAGAUGAAACUGGGACCAUUCUCUUCACUUCCAGGAAUGAGCAAGUGGAUUUAAUGAAGGAGGGCGCUACUUUAAUACUGAGAAAUGCUAAAAUUGACAUGUUUAAGGGGUCGAUGAGGCUUGCAGUGGACAAAUGGGGACGUAUUGAAGAGACAGAGCCCACUGAUUUCAAUGUCAAAGACGACAACAACCUUUCACUCAUUGAAUAUGAGUUGGUAAAUGCUGCUUAGGGGAUGUCUCAAUUGAAUCGGGCACGAUAAUGACUAUCACUCGUGUUCGCAUUUGGGAAGACAAAAUUUUGGAUAAUUAGAAAUGAAAGAGGCCUCCCUCAACGUGACCACUGCUUGGCACCCAAAUGCAAUAAAUGGACUUUGCUUGGAUAUGUCAAGGCAUGGAACGCUUUACAUUUUUCCAUAUCUAUAUCUAUAUAUAUAUCUAUAGGGAGUAAUACAAUGCAGUUUAAAUGGAUUGCCACAUAUUCUGGCAAUGUAGUUCCUUGGUGGGUUGUGACUUUUGAGUAGUGUGCUCUGUUCAGUUUUACAGUACUACUAACAAUGAUAAUGGAAAGGUCUUUUUUGACUUCUAUGGCACAUCAAACUUGUUCUCUCUUUCUUACUCUCAAUGAAGUUUUAGAUAAUAA